AUGCCUGCAAAAUCCAGCCACAAGCAGAAGAGAAAAGUUUGGUCCGUCAAAGAGAAGAGAGAAGUACUGGCUUACGCUAAAUUACAUGGCAAUACUGCAGCAAUCAACAAGUAUGAAUGCACCGAGUCAUCUUUUUAUGAGUGGAGAAAAGACAGCCGUGUGAACUCCAAAGAAAAAGUUGAAGGCAUACGAAAGAAAGGAGGAGGAAGGAAGCCUGUACUUGAUGUCGGUGCAGAAACCAAAGUAGUAUCAAAAAUCAGAGAACGUAGAACCAAGGGAUUGAAAGUGAGAACCAGGCAGGUGAAGAAAUGGGCACGAGAUGCGGCAGAAUCCGAAGGCAAGAUACUUCAAGCCUCCAAUGGCUGGUUUGACAAAUUCAAGAAGCGAAAUGAUGUUAAUGUAAGAUCUCCAAAUUUAAAGCCUCUCAAGCUCACAACAGAAGUAUUGAAUGAUUGUGAACAAUUCCAAUGCAAAGUGAUUGAUAUCGAAAAGAGAAAGGAUGUAAAAUGGGUAAUUAAUUAUGACGAAACAUACUGCAUGAAGUGGAUGGAGGAUGGUAAAGGUGUCACCUUAGAUAAAUCUGACAACAACAAAUGUAAAGCACCAAAGGGAGAAAGGGACAGAUUCACCACAGUUCUGGCAGCCGCUAUGAAUGUUGAGAAUCUUACUGUGAAGAAAGCACCUGCUUUCAUUAUUUUCAAACAGAAAAAGGUUCCAAGGAAAGAAGCAGGCGCCAUCUUAGUAAUGAAGCCCAACGUGAAGUUUACAGCACAAGAGAAAGCGUGGAUGGAUAGACCUAGGAUGAAAGAGUAUUGUGACAUGGUAUUAAUUCCUUUCCUAAAGAGCCUUGAUGGUCAUAAACUCCUCACAUUCGAUAAUUUAGAUAGUCAUGUCCACUUACCAAUAGUUGACCUACUAAGGGAUAAGGUCAAAGACAUUACCAUUCUGCCUUUACCAAAGAAUGCUAGCGAGGUUAUGCAGAUGUGUGAUCUUUCCAUGAAUAGAUCGUUCAAAUCAAAUUACAAGCAACUACAAGGUGAGUGGUAUGACAACCAGGCUGACAGAAUUGAGAAGGGUACUCAAGAAAAUUUCUAUAGCGUAACCAAAAAACUUAUUCUCGAAUGGAUUUCCAAUGCGUUGAAGGAUGUACCUGACUCAGUUGUGGUGAACGGAUUCAAAAAAGCAGGGUUAGGUCUUGCUAAAGAUGGUUCAGAGGACGAUGACGUUCAAUGGAAACAGGUACAACACUGUUCUUCCAACUAG
Naegleria lovaniensis is the source of this 1263-nucleotide messenger RNA. RefSeq lists its product as uncharacterized. Gene Ontology annotation, cellular component: nucleus. The transcript has a single exon. Bases 1 to 1263 code for a protein of 420 amino acids. NCBI's taxonomy places the organism in Eukaryota, Heterolobosea, Eutetramitea, Acrasida, Naegleriidae. The record is from RefSeq and is a predicted model, not a curated record. Gene Ontology annotation, molecular function: DNA binding.